GAUUUGCGCAUGUUCGUUAUGCAUGUUAUAAUAAAAUAGAGCAACAAAGUGAGUUUGUUGUUUAAAACUAAAUUAAUUUGCUAUGAGUGCUUUUAAAAUUUUAGUUGGGGUUAGCUUUUUUGGUGUUUUGUUGGUUGUUAAUGGAAAGAAUCAUCAUUUAAAGCAUACCGGAAAUCAUGAUAAAAGAAUUGUUGGUGGUGAAUUCACGUCUAUAAAGAAAUACCCGUAUCAAGUAGCAAUUGAACGAGAAAUAAUUAAAGAUUUUUUCUAUAAAUUCACUUGUGGUGGGUCCAUAAUCAGCGAACAACACAUUUUAACCGCCGCGCAUUGCAUAUUCAAGAAUUCAAGAGUAAGAAUAGGCACAUCAUCGAUUAUUAGUGUAUUUGCACAAACUGUAUUUGUUGAUGUAUAUUACAAACACCCAAACUACACCACUGUUGAUAAUGUAGCUUACAAUGAUAUAGCAAUUUUAAAACUAAAAUCGAAAAUAACAUUUAAUGAUAAAAAUAUAAACAAGAUUAAUCUUCCCGUUGCAAAUUCAGAACCAAAUUAUUCAAUUAAUGCCACAUUAACCGGCUGGGGGAUGUUCUUUCCGUACCUUCGGAUACCAAGUCUGUGGUUAAUGAAAGCCGAUGUGCCCAUAAUCAGCAACGAAGAUUGCGUCAAAUCUUGGGAAAAUUUAUCUCUUCCGACAACAAUAAGAGAAACUAAUUUAUGCACAUUAGUUAAAGGAGAUCCAAAAACUGCGUGUAGUGGUGAUUCUGGGGGUCCUUUAGUGCAAAAUAACACUUUAAUAGGAAUUGUUUCAUUCGGUAUUAAUAAUUGUGCAACUAGAGGUGCGCCCUCUGUUUACACGAAAGUAAGCAGAUUUGUUGAUUGGAUAUCUGAACAACUUAAAAAGUGAUUUAAAUAAAUUAAUUAAUAUUAACUCAAAAAAAAUAUGUUUUCAAAUAACCUAAACAAAUUAAAAUAGUUGCAAGUUCUGUUGAUAGAUAGUGCAACAAUUUAUAUCCUGUUAUUUCAAUAACGAAAACUAUAUUACCGGCCUUAAUAUGCGUACGUCAAAGCUAAGUUUGCGUAAUUUGCUAAACCUUGCAAAAC
Molecule: messenger RNA, 1101 nt
Organism: Onthophagus taurus
Lineage: Eukaryota; Metazoa; Arthropoda; Insecta; Coleoptera; Scarabaeidae
Product: trypsin delta-like
Biological process (GO): proteolysis
Molecular function (GO): serine-type endopeptidase activity
Source: RefSeq, a predicted model, not a curated record